This is a messenger RNA of Salvelinus namaycush (lake trout), 330 nucleotides long. RefSeq names its product guanylin-like. Gene Ontology annotation, molecular function: guanylate cyclase activator activity. The transcript is spliced from 3 exons. NCBI's taxonomy places the organism in Eukaryota, Metazoa, Chordata, Actinopteri, Salmoniformes, Salmonidae. The record is from RefSeq and is a predicted model, not a curated record. The coding region runs from base 1 to 330 and encodes 109 amino acids. Gene Ontology annotation, cellular component: extracellular region.
AUGAAACCACUGAGUGUUUGUCUCGUGUUGACCUCUUGCAUCCUCUGGGGCUCACUGAGUGUGGAGAUUAGGGAUGGAGAAAGGAGCUAUCCCCUAGAGGCUGUGAAAGCGUUGAAGGAGCUGAUCGACACAGAUGCCAUGGUUAACCCGCGGUUGAUCAACACCAACAUGGUCUCUGUCUGUAACAACCGUGUCUUGCCACAGGCCUUCUAUCCAGUGUGCCAGGGCAAAGAGGCAGCCAUGGUCUUCUCCAGGCUAGUGGAUGCCAUCACGUCUCCAGAUCUGUGUGAGAUCUGUGCCCACCCCGCCUGCUUUGGGUGUCUACCGUAA